This is a messenger RNA of Histoplasma mississippiense, 927 nucleotides long. RefSeq lists its product with no specific name. Gene Ontology annotation, cellular component: epsilon DNA polymerase complex; CHRAC. The record is from RefSeq and is a predicted model, not a curated record. The transcript is spliced from 3 exons. NCBI's taxonomy places the organism in Eukaryota, Fungi, Ascomycota, Eurotiomycetes, Onygenales, Ajellomycetaceae. The coding region runs from base 1 to 927 and encodes 308 amino acids. Gene Ontology annotation, molecular function: protein heterodimerization activity; chromatin DNA binding. Gene Ontology annotation, biological process: heterochromatin formation; leading strand elongation; DNA damage response.
AUGUCGCCGCGGAAAUCCACAUCCUCCGUCGCGGAGGCCAACAGCCAUGAAGAAGAACAGCAAGCGGCGGCGGAGAGCUCAAAAACAGCCGGGAGCGGUACAGACCCUAUCGAGACCGGCGUGAAUGUUGAGGAUUACCUCCUCCCGCGAUCUCUCACGCAACGAUUGGCAAAGAGUGUUUUGCCUCCGAACACCUCGAUACAGAAAGACGCGUUGUUAGCAAUCUCCAAGGCCGCUACGGUAUUCGUUUCAUACCUCUCAUCACACGCAAACGAAGAGACCGAAAAGAAAACCAUAACCCCACAAGACGUCUUCGCCGCCCUCUCUCAAAUAGAAUUCGACGCCUUCCUCCCGCGCCUCGAGCGCGAACUAGCCGUGUACACUGAAGCAGCUGCAGAGAAGCGGAGGGGCAAGAAGGAUCGCAAAUCUGGCGCUGCCACUACGGCUGCGACGAUGGGGAUAGAAACAGGUGCCGGUGCAGUAGGAAAUGUAGGCGCCGCUUCAGCUGCGGAUGGAGCUGGAAGUGUUGAGGAUGGGAUUGAACCAGGUGCUAAGCGGCUAAAGCGCGGUGGAGAGGGUGCAACAGAGAUGGCAAUUAGGAGGUCGCGACCUGGGAUUGGUAAUGGGGGGGUGGCUGAAGUGGAGGGGGAGCCUGGUGAGGUUGGUGGUGGUGGUGAUGGUGAUGAGACGGAGGAAAUGGAGGAGGAUGUGUUGGAUGAGGACGAAGAAGAAGACGAGGAGGAGGAAGAGGAGGAAGAAGGGGGAGAUGGGGAAGAAGAAGACGAGGAAGAAGCUACUCAAAAUAGUGAUCGGGAUGGAGAUGAGAUUGAUAUUGAUGGGGAUGCGAGUGAUACGGCGAAGAGGAGGAAUGCUGGAAUGCAUCCAGACCUAGAUUCGGGGCUCGAAAGCGAUAGCGAUGGGCUAUGA